Messenger RNA from Racocetra fulgida, 387 nucleotides. The record is from the annotation of a GenBank genome assembly. NCBI's taxonomy places the organism in Eukaryota, Fungi, Glomeromycota, Glomeromycetes, Diversisporales, Gigasporaceae.
UUAAGAGAAGAAUUUGAAAGGCAAGCAAGAUUAAAGAAAGAACAUGAAGUGGAAAACAUGGGUGAUAUUCAGCUGAGUAUUGAUGCCACUCAGUUGUUUGAUCCGUACGAUAGUGUGCCUUAUCAACGCCAAAACGUAACUGGUAUUUCAAGUAUUUUUGAAAAUAUUGAGGUCGGAUCGUCUGUAGUUCAGCCAAGAAUCACGACUGCAAAAGCCAAUUACACUUUUGGCGCGGAUGGGUAUGUAUCAAACAUUUUUAGUCUUUGGGGCCAAAAUGACUCUUAUUCUCGUCGUGAAAGGUCGUCAGUAACCAUUGGGAUCAACAGAGCUAUGGAAAAAUCUGGAUAUGGUUUAGAAAUGCAGGUAUGUGAUGGCUUUUUAUGUUAG